This is a messenger RNA of Tachysurus fulvidraco (yellow catfish), 4761 nucleotides long. It is a transcript of the gene pkp4, whose product is annotated as plakophilin 4. Gene Ontology annotation, molecular function: cadherin binding. NCBI's taxonomy places the organism in Eukaryota, Metazoa, Chordata, Actinopteri, Siluriformes, Bagridae. Gene Ontology annotation, biological process: cell-cell junction assembly; cell-cell adhesion. The record is from RefSeq and is a predicted model, not a curated record. Gene Ontology annotation, cellular component: nucleus; plasma membrane; cytoplasm. Bases 1419 to 4481 code for a protein of 1020 amino acids. The transcript is spliced from 23 exons.
CCGUCCAGGGUGUAUCCUGCCUCGAUGCCCGAUUUCUUUUUUUUUUCUUUUCUUUUUUCUUUUACCCUCGAUGAGAUCAUUUCUUUAUGUUAUGAUAUUUAAUUAGAUUUUAAUUCGAUCCGAUGUAAAUUAGAAGCAGCAGGAUGCCACUUUUUUUUCCCGGACGAUCGGACGAUCUCGAUACCUGUCGGAUUCAUACGACUAAUCGUUAAAAUCUUAUUUUUAAACCUCUUUAAAAAAUUAAUUUUGCAAUUAGAAUAAAGUAGAAAUAGAAAUCAAGCAAAGAUCGGAAUCUCUUUUCAUGCCAACAUUUCCGAAGCUGCGUUCCUCUUCCAGAUCCAAUUCUAAUCAUGAUCUGAUACCUGAUCUGUUUUGUCAGAUAUCCGAUUCAUCAUAUAUUUAAUAAAAAAUAAAUAAAAAUACAGAUUCUAGUCUCACGUCAGCGAUCAUUUCUAGUCGGGGGGGGCAUCAGUAAUAUUGUCACGUAUUACUUAAUGCUAUUAAAAAAAAUGUCGAUUGAAAAGAGAAGUGUUCGGUUUGUUUAAAGAAGGGAAUAGAGGAAGGGUGCCAAUACUUCUGCAGCCGACGGUAUAGAGACAUUGAGGAGUUCAGGUAGGAAAAGCAAGAUGAGCAGCAUGUUUUGCUAGAGAAGGAAGGGGUGUGUGUGUGUGCGUGUGUGUGUGCGUGUGUGUGUGUGUGUGUGUGUGUGUGUGUGUAUGUGUGUGUGUGUUAGAGAUUCUGGUAAUUUUCCCCUUCUGUCGAGCGCGACGGGGUCUGGAGGGGAAGCAGGUUGUGUUGUGGUGCUUUCACCUGCUGGGCUGUUGGACGACACACCGAACACAUUUCCCCUUCACGUCCUCCUUCUCUGGAACAUGCACGGAACUAUGCUGAGGAUCGCUAGGAACGAAGGCUUACAGAGCAUCACUCGGUCACACACACACACACACACACACACACACACACACACAGACACACACCUGAUGGCGAGUUGGAGUUGGCUUUAGUGCCAGCAAUGGUAUAAUUGAAACAGCUGACAGGGGAGAUGCCUACUCCUGAGCCGGGGCCUGUAGCAGAGGAGGAGGAGGUGCAGAGCUGUGAGGAAGGAACCAGCGCCAGCAAGAUGGAGAUGGAAAGCACCACCACCAACAUCCUGGCCUCCGUCAAAGAGCAGGCUUUGUCACAGAGAGCAGUGAGCUGAAUGGUGGAGACUUGUUGUGACAGGCAGCUCACAGCACAAACAGAUCAGCGAGCUCCAGUUUGAACGUCUGACCAGAGAGCUUGAGGUGGAGAGGCAGAUCGUGGCCAAUCAGCUGGAGCGAUGCAGGUUGGGGGCGGAGUCUCCAGGUGCAGCCAGUGACAGUUCCUCUGAGAAGUCUCUGCUGUGGAGGUCAGCAGACUCCUCUGCAGCAGGUCUGUCGAUGCUUCACCCCUCUGACGACUGUCCUUCACCUACCUUCGGGAUCAGAGGUCAAAGGUCACCGUAUUCACCCGAACUGGAGCAAAUCUCCUUGCAUGAAAGGUCGGCGGCAAACUCACGCAGCUCAACCCAGAUGAACUCCUAUUCUGACAGUGGCUAUCAGGAAGUGAGUGGUUACUAUAGCAACUUAGUGACCCCCAGGAGGUCAGAGGGACGGUCCCAGUCAACAAGCUCCGCCCCUAGUUUCAGUCCAAGCCUGGCCAUGGGGUCCAGGGCGGAGGGACAAGCGCUAACGCAGAUGUCAGGUGGCCGUGUAAUGAGGCGUGUCAGUUCAGUGCCCUCCCGUGCCUCUUCACCAGUCUACGCCCCCUCCACGCCCCCCUCUCGCCCUACCUUGGGAAGCCCCUAUGGUUCGCCCAUCAUCUCUGAGCCCCGCCCACUGGCCAGCGUCUUUCCUGGCACCACGCUCCCUCCUUCCUCCGACCCUCUCCAGUCCGCUUAUCCCGGGCACCACAGGGACGGCGUGAGCUCACCGACUCUGCUGCGCUCUGGUAUGGCGGCGCAGCCGCAGCACUACGGGACGCUGGGAAAACAUGAUGCACAGGCUUACGACAGCACGCACUCCUCCUUCGGGGAACGGGCAUAUGAUUUCUUCGAGAGGAUCGUUCUAUCCAGGCCAGAUAGUCUUACAGGCCUACAGAGCUCCUAUAGCCAACACAGCCAGCUGGAUCAGGAAACCCGAUCUCCGGAUCACCCCGGAGCGUCCGCCUACGACGACAGAACCUUCCAGAACCCGCUGUACCAGAGCCCGACCCACGGCUCUCAGAGCGGCCUGUCCAGGAACACAGGGUUAGGGACACUACCGAGAACCACCAGUCAGUGUAGUACCCUGCGCUACCAGAGGGGGGCAUACUCCAUACCCUCACACACUGACACCUAUCACUCCAGCCUUUACCGAUCAGCCGAGUCCAACUACAGCAGGCACGCAGUCAGCGUCAACAAUAACAUCAGCGCCACGCGAUCGCCGUCGAUUGACAGCAUUCACAAAGAUCCUCGGGAGUUUGCAUGGAGAGAUCCAGAGCUGCCGGAGGUCAUCCGCAUGCUGCAGCAUCACUUCCCCUCAGUGCAAGCCAAUGCUGCAGCCUACAUUCAGCACCUGUGUUACGGAGACAACCGCAUUAAGGCUGAGGUGUGUCGGCUUGGAGGGAUCCAGCAUCUGGUUGAUCUUCUGGAUCACAAAGUUCUGGAGGUGCAGCGCAGUGCGUGUGGCGCUCUCAGGAACCUGGUGUUCGGCAAAGCUACCGACGACAACAAAGUGUGUGUAAGGAACGCCGGAGGAAUCCCGGCUCUGCUCCGCCUGCUGAGGAAAACCUCGGAAUCAGACGUACGUGAGCUGGUGACCGGCGUGUUGUGGAACUUAUCGUCGUGCGACGCCGUGAAGAUGACGAUCGUGCGCGACGCUCUCGGCCCUCUCACCAACACGGUCAUCAUCCCUCACUCCGGGUGGGGCGCCGCCCCUCAGAGAGAGGACCAAAAGCUCAAGCUGCACUCCUCCGUGGUGCUGAGGAACACCACCGGAUGCCUUAGAAACCUGAGCUCAGCCGGUGAAGAGGCACGCAGGCAGAUGCGCUGCUGCAAGGGUCUGAUUGAUUCCCUGCUGUACAUCAUCAAAACGUGCGUCAACACCUCCGACUUCGACAGCAAGAUUGUUGAGAACUGCGUGUGCACGCUGAGGAACCUGUCCUAUCGGCUCGAGCUAGAGAUGCCGCCGUCCCGGCUUAUGGGCACGCAGGAACUGGACAUGCUCCUGGGCAACGAUCCGGCCAGCAAGCAAAUGGACUUCAUCUGCUGGGGUUUAAGGAAGAAGAAGAAGAAGAGGUCCUGGCAGGAUCAGCAGUGGGACGGCGUCGGACCGAUCCCAGGAUUCUCCGGGAGUCCGAAGGGGGCGGAGAUGCUUUGGCACCCUUCGGUCGUGAAGCCGUACCUCACCCUGCUGGCCGAGAGCUCGAACCCUGCCACGCUGGAGGGGGCAGCUGGGUCUUUACAAAAUCUCUCAGCUGGGACCUGGAGGUUUGCAGCUUAUAUCCGAGCGGCGGUGCGUAAGGAGAAGGGUUUGCCCAUCCUGGUUGAGCUGCUGAGGAUGGAUAACGACAGGGUGGUGUGUUCGGUAGCGACGGCGCUGCGAAACAUGGCUCUGGACGCCAGGAACAAAGAGCUGAUUGGUAAGUACGCCAUGCCGGAUCUGGUGACUCGACUCCCGGGUCACGGACCCUCGCUGCUGUCGGACGAGACGGUGGCGGCCGUGUGCUGUGCUCUUCACGAGGUCACCAGCAGAAACAUGGAGAACGCUCGUGCACUCGCUCAGGUGGGAGGCAUCGACAAGCUCGUCAGCAUCAGCCGAGGACGAGGGGAGAGAUAUUCCAUGAAGGUGGUGAAAGCUGCAGCGCAGGUUCUGAACACGUUGUGGCAGUACAGAGAUCUGCGCAACAUCUACAAAAGGGACGGAUGGAACCAGAACCAUUUCAUCACCCCGGUGUCCACACUGGAGCGAGACCGGUACCGAUCACAGCCCACGCUUCCUACCAGCAACUUACAGAUGUCACCUGUCAUCCAAUCAGGUGGUAGCGCCACGUCCUCCCCAGCCAUGCUGGGAAUCCGAGAGCAUCGCCUGAGUAAGAGGAGGGCGCAGUCUUCUAUGCAACUUCAUAACUAUUAUGGAGACGCCAACAGAAACAAAACUUUGUUCACAGGGUCAGGAAAGCAUUCUGCCUAUUUCAUAAGCUCCUAUCCUUCACCUUCCCAUGAGGACCCCCAGAGGUCACAGCUCGGCCAGCUGUACUACUCGGACGAGCCGACACAGAGGCCCUACGAUGCUUACGGAAUUUAUUUGGGGUCUCCGAUGGGUUACGACGACCCGUAUCUGGACGAGCCGCUUCCCUACCCUGUGGUGAGCGAGAGGCAGGCGCUGAAGCGCAACACCAACUACGUGGACUUUUACUCCACCACACGCAGGCCUUCCUACCGUGCUCAGACCUACCCUGCUUCUCCAGACUCAUGGGUGUAGGCACAAGUGUGUGUGUGUGUGUGUGUGUGUGUGUGUGUGUGUGUGUGUGUGUGAGAUGUUACAUCUAUCUUGUGAGAAGUUUUGGAUGCAGAAUUUAUCACUAUAAGGUUGUAUGGCUAAAGUGAUGUGGAAGUGACAGGUUCAUUUUCAUCUAAGGGACUGUGUGUGUGUGUGUGAGCGUGUGUGAGCGUGUGUUUGUGUGUGAGCGUGUGUGUGUGUGUGAGCUUGUGUGUGUGUGUUUGUGUGUGUGAGCAUGUGUGUGUGUGUGUGUGUGAGCUUG